Molecule: messenger RNA, 2906 nt
Organism: Musa acuminata AAA Group (dessert banana)
Lineage: Eukaryota; Viridiplantae; Streptophyta; Magnoliopsida; Zingiberales; Musaceae
Product: sucrose synthase 4
Exons: 15
Coding region: 125-2554 (809 amino acids)
Biological process (GO): sucrose metabolic process
Molecular function (GO): sucrose synthase activity
Source: RefSeq, a predicted model, not a curated record
GCCUCGGCGCCGGGAGCUUAAACUGGCGCUCUGCUGACGGGGCUCGCUUCUCGCGUCUUCCUUCACUGCUUCCUCCACCUUCCUCCCCUGUUCUGGUUCUGAAAUCAGAGAGCAAGGAUAAGCCAUGACGACCAAGAAGCUUGAGCGCAUCCCCAGCAUGCGGGAGAGGGUGGAGGACACCCUCUCCGCCUACCGCAACGACCUCGUCUCGCUUCUUUCCAGGUUCGUGAGCCAGGGUAAGGGGAUGCUGCAGCCGCAUCACCUCGUCGACGCCCUCGCGACGCUUGGGGACGACGGCCGCACCAAGCUCUCCGAGGGCCCCUUCUCGGAGGUCCUCAGAUCUGCGCAGGAAGCAAUAGUUCUUCCACCAUUCGUGGCCAUUGCCAUCCGCCCCAGGCCUGGCGUGUGGGAGUAUGUCCGGGUUAAUGUCUAUGAGCUCAGCGUCGAGCAGCUGAGUGUGUCGGAGUACCUUCAAUUCAAGGAAGAGCUCGUCGAUGGAAGGUCUGAUGAUCGCUACACGCUGGAGCUGGACUUUGAACCAUUCAAUGCUUCAUUCCCACGGCCAAACCGGUCAUCAUCGAUUGGAAAUGGGGUUCUCUUCCUGAAUCGGCACCUUUCAUCCAUUAUGUUUCGCAACAAGGACUGCUUGGAGCCCCUGCUGGAUUUCCUCCGGGCCCACAAGUACAAGGGUCAUGUCAUGAUGUUGAAUGACAGGGUACAGAGUGUAUCCAGGCUUCAGUCCGUUCUAGCCAAGGCUGAGGAAUAUUUGUCUAACCUUAUACCGGAGACUCCUUUCUCUGAAUUUGCUUACAAGCUUCAAGAGAUGGGUUUGGAGAAAGGCUGGGGUGACACAGCUCAACAUGUUCUUGAAAUGAUUCAUCUUCUUCUUGACAUUCUUCAGGCUCCUGAUCCUUCCACUCUGGAGAUGUUUCUGGGGAGAAUUCCAAUGGUGUUCAAUGUUGUAAUCUUAUCUCCCCAUGGAUACUUUGGCCAAGCUAAUGUAUUAGGCUUGCCAGACACUGGAGGGCAGGUUGUCUAUAUACUGGAUCAAGUUCGCGCAUUGGAAAAUGAGAUGCUUCUGAGGAUAAAAAAGCAAGGGCUAGAUAUUGAUCCUAAAAUCCUCAUCGUUACUAGGUUGAUACCUGAUGCAAAAGGCACAACAUGCAAUCAGCGGCUAGAAAGAGUCAGUGGAACACAACAUUCUCAUAUCUUGCGGGUGCCCUUUAGAACUGAAAAGGGAAUUCUUAAGAAAUGGAUUUCAAGAUUUGAUGUUUGGCCUUAUUUGGAGACAUUUACAGAGGAUGUGGCAAGUGAGAUCGCUGCAGAGUUACAUGGCACUCCAGAUCUCGUUAUUGGAAAUUACAGUGAUGGGAAUCUUGUUGCAUCUUUGUUAGCUUAUAAACUGGGAAUCACCCAGUGUAACAUUGCUCAUGCACUAGAGAAGACAAAAUAUCCAGAUUCAGAUAUAUAUUGGAGAAAGUUUGAGGACAAAUACCAUUUUUCAUGCCAGUUCACUGCUGAUCUAAUUGCUAUGAAUAAUGCAGAUUUUAUAAUCACUAGCACCUAUCAAGAAAUUGCUGGAAGCAAGAACACAGUUGGACAGUAUGAGAGCCAUACUGCUUUCACUUUGCCUGGUUUAUAUCGUGUUGUCCAUGGAAUCGAUGUUUUUGAUCCAAAGUUCAAUAUAGUCUCCCCUGGAGCAGAUAUGAGUAUUUACUUUACAUACUCGGAAAAGGGAAAGAGACUCACUUCUCUUCAUGGUUCAAUUGAAACGCUGCUUUAUGAUCCAGAGCAAUGUGAUUUGCACAUUGGUUGUUUGGAUGACCGAUCAAAGCCCAUUAUUUUCUCCAUGGCGAGGCUUGACAAAGUGAAAAACAUAACAGGCUUGGUCGAAUGGUUUGGUAAAAGCACUAAACUAAGAGAAUUGGUCAACCUUGUGGUAGUUGCUGGAUACAUUGAUGUAAAGAAAUCCAGUGAUAGAGAAGAAAUCCAAGAGAUUGAGAAGAUGCACGAGCUCAUUAGUUCAUAUAACUUGUCCGGUCAGUUCCGCUGGAUUUCUGCCCAAACGAAUAGGGCAAGGAACGGUGAGCUGUAUCGCUACAUAGCUGAUACUGGUGGUGCUUUUGUUCAGCCUGCUUUUUACGAGGCUUUUGGUCUAACUGUAGUGGAGGCCAUGACUUGUGGUCUUCCAACAUUUGCCACUUGUCAUGGAGGUCCUGCAGAAAUCAUUGAAAAUGGAUUAUCAGGCUUCCAUAUAGAUCCAUACCAUCCUGAUCAGUCUGCUGUAGUCAUGGUGGAGUUUUUUGAACGUUGCAAAGAGGACUCUGGCUACUGGAAGAAAAUAUCGGAUGGAGGGCUGCAUAGAAUACAAGAGAGGUAUACAUGGAAGAUCUAUUCAGAAAGGCUAAUGACACUGGCUGGAGUUUAUGGCUUCUGGAAAUACGUUUCAAAGCUCGAAAGGCGUGAGACGCGGAGAUAUCUUGAAAUGUUCUACAUACUGAAGUUCAGAGACCUGGUGAAGUCUGUCCCUCGUGCAGUCGAUGACGAUCACUGAUACUGUACAUAAACUAAAAUAAUAAACAUGUGCCUCUGCCGCAAAAUUGGUUGUCCGUCGACGGCGUGCCACAAGCUGCAAAGUACUCGGGAAAAGCCUAGUUAAGUUCAAUAUUCGAUGGUCAUCAAGCUGCUUUCUUGCACACUGUCACUAAUAACACUUCCAAUAAGAUUUGUAAGGUAUGCCAGGCAGAUGCUCAAGUAGUCAACCCAUCUUCCCACCAACUUGCUUAAAGAUUAUGCUGGGUGGUGUUGCUUAUGGUGUAAGUUUUAUGUAUAAACUUGUGUUUGCUGUCAGCUUAUCCAGUCUAAACUGUUCUUGUAAAUAAAGGGAAACUGCAUUCCUGCUCUAA